AUGUUAAGAUCCCAGUUCAAAAACAUUUUGAAAAAUGUUAACAAGAACCAUUCUCUAAGGAGAACUUUUACUUCCAGCACCUCAAAGGCUGGAAAAAAUGCUUCAUACAAUGCAAAGAUUAUAUCUGCAACCGUGGCCUCGAUUGUUGCAGCAGCUGGCUCUUAUAUGUUGGUCCAGCCUUCACUAGCUAAUGAUGAGGCACAGUCUGCUAAUCCAACUAGGAAGAUCUCUGUUGACGAAUUUGUUAAACACAACCAUGCCGAUGAUUGUUGGAUCACUGUUAACGGUAACGUCUAUGACUUGACUGAUUUCAUUUCAAUGCAUCCAGGUGGUACUACCCCAUUGAUUCAAAAUGCAGGUCACGACGCAACUGAAAUUUACAACAAGAUUCAUCCAAAGGGUACAAUCGAGAACUUCUUACCAAAGGAAAAGCAAUUGGGUGUUUUGGAUGGUGAAGCUCCUAAAAUCGAAGUUGUGCUUGACGAAAAGGAGAAACACAGAUUGGAGUUGUUGAAUCAUCUCCCUGCUCUUUCCAGAAUUCAAAACAUUUAUGAUUUCGAACAUAUUGCUUCUAGAGUUUUGAGCGACCAAGCAUGGAACUACUAUUCAUGUGGUGCCGAAGAUGAAAUCACCUUGAGGGAAAAUCAUUAUGCUUACCAAAGAAUCUACUUUAAGCCAAAAUGUUGUGUCAAUGUUGCAGAAGUUGAUACCUCUCAUGAAAUUUUAGGUACAAAAGCUUCUGUUCCUUUCUACGUUUCAGCAGCCGCUUCUGCAAAGUUGGGGCACGAGGAUGGUGAAUGUUCCAUUGCUAGAGGUGCAGGUAAGGAAGGCGUCAUUCAAAUGAUUUCUUCCUUCUCUUCCAACUCUUUGGAGGAAAUUGCAGAAUCCAGAAUUCCUGGUGCAACACAAUGGUUUCAAUUAUACGUUAAUGAAGACAAGGAUGUUGUGAAGAAGACUUUAAAAAGGGCCGAAAACUUGGGUAUGAAGGCCAUCUUUGUCACUGUGGACGCUGCUAGUAGAGGUAAUAGAGAAAAAGACAUUAGAAUGAGAAUUACCGAAGAUACAGAUGAGUUAAUAGACGAUUCUUCUGUUAGAGCUGGUUCUACCUCUGGUGCAUUGCCAGCUUUCAUUGACAAGAGGCUGACUUGGGAUGAAGUUAAGGAUAUCAUUUCAUGGACCAAGUUACCAGUUUUGCUGAAGGGUGUUCAAAGAACUGAUGAUAUUGAGAAGGCAAUUGAUAUUGGUUGUAAGGGUGUUGUCUUGUCCAAUCAUGGUGGUAGACAAUUAGAUACUUCUCCUCCUCCAAUAGAAGUUAUGGCUGAAUCUGUUCCAAUCCUAAAGCAAAAGGGUAAACUGGAUCCAAAUUUCAGUAUUUUCGUUGAUGGUGGUGUUAGAAGAGGUACAGAUAUUUUGAAAGCUUUGGCUAUUGGUGGCAGAGACUGUAAAGUUGCUGUUGGUCUGGGUAGACCUUUCCUUUAUGCAAAUACUGGUUAUGGUGAAAAGGGUGUCAGAAAGGCCGUGCAAAUUCUAAGAGAAGAAUUAAAGGCUGACAUGAGAAUGUUGGGCGUUACCUCUUUGAACGAGCUAGACGACUCUUACAUUGACACCAGAAGAUUACUAGGUAGAGAUGCUGUUAACCACAUAUACAACAACAACUACUACCCAAUGUCUAAGAUUCAAUUCAAAAACGAAAAAUAA
Messenger RNA from Pichia kudriavzevii, 1698 nucleotides. RefSeq lists its product as uncharacterized. Lineage: Eukaryota; Fungi; Ascomycota; Pichiomycetes; Pichiales; Pichiaceae. Gene Ontology annotation, biological process: lactate metabolic process. The record is from RefSeq and is a predicted model, not a curated record. The coding region runs from base 1 to 1698 and encodes 565 amino acids. The transcript has a single exon. Gene Ontology annotation, molecular function: heme binding; L-lactate dehydrogenase (cytochrome) activity.